UUGUGCACGCGUCAAAGAGAUCACGCGCGGGCAUGAAUCAACCAAUCACAUCGAAUCACAUCUCCUUGGCGUGUAUAUGCAUGCAUCAUCAAAUGAUCCGAGCGUCGCGACACCCAAUAACGCACAAGCACACCGUAGGUUGAGUAUAUCGCCCCGCAAGCAAUUAUGGAUCAAGGCGGUGAAGAAGCUGACGUCGGAGCGCCUGGGCCGGGAGAGCCUGGCCGUUUGGGAGGAGAGCAAGGCGGCCAUGGCCCUCCAGCAGCCGGAGGAGGGGGUCCAGGAGCUCGACGAACGCACCAAAAAAUCCUCGGACGCCUCGGCCGAGACGGACGUUGUUUUUCCCGACAAUGAUCCUGGUAAUGCCACUGACGCGGAGGAUGUAUUUAAAAAGGGCACGAUGUACAAGGGGAUAUUUUUCCCGUCGAUGACCAACAGCUUCCACAACAAGCACCUCGAGAACUCGUACCUGCAAUACUCGCAUCGCCAGCGGCAAAAGUCACUCAUUAUGCUGAACAUCAUUGAUCUCGGACUCAAGAUAAGCUUGAUAUCGGUAUGGCUGUGGAGGCGCGACCCUCACAGGACGACGAGCGGCCUCGUCGAGGCCCUGGUCUGGUCGGGCUGUUGUAUGCUGGCCAACGUGAUAGUCUGCGCCCUCGGCUGGUCCCGAUGUUUCACCAACAAUCAUCUCUACUGGGCCUCCAUUUUCACGUGGCUCCUCAUCAACUUGCAAGGUUUCAUCGUCGCGGGUCUGAACUUCCUGACGCAGCAGCGGCUCAUGUGGUACAUACUGUUCGUGGUUUACGCGCCGUACGCCAUGCUCCCGUUGCCGUUGAGGUGGUGCGUCCUGGCCGGCUUCGGGACCGCGUUCACCCACCUGUUGAUAGCCGUCGUCACUCUGCUCAGCGACACGAGGCAUCACGAGGACCUGUCUUGCGUGUCGCGAAUGAUGGCGACGAACUUGCUUCUGAACUUCGGGGUGAAUCUCGCGGGCAUGUAUACCAAGUACUUGACCGAUCGGGGCCAGAGGCAGGCCUUCCUCGAGACGCACCGCUCGACGGAGACGCGACAGCACACGCAGAACGAGAACAAUCGGCAAGAAAAGCUGCUGCUCUCCGUACUGCCGGAUUUCGUGGCCAAAGAAAUGAUAAGGGACAUUGCUCGAGAGACAGCCCGCGGAGGCACCAUCUCUUUCACGCCGAACCAAUUUCACCGGAUAUACAUCCACCGCUACGAGAACGUCAGCAUACUCUUUGCCGACAUCAAAGGAUUCACGGCCCUGGCGAGCCAGUGUAGCGCCCAAGAGCUCGUCAAGGUGCUGAACGACCUGUUUGCUCGGUUCGACAAGCUCUCGGCCGAAAACCACUGUCUGCGCAUAAAACUGUUGGGCGACUGUUACUACUGCAUCUGCGGCUUGCCGGUCGCUCGUUCGGAUCACGCGCACUGCUGCGUCGAAAUGGGCCUGCACAUGAUUAAGGCCAUCCGGGACGUCAGGUACACGACCAAGACCGAUCUGAACAUGAGGAUCGGCAUACACAGCGGAUCGGUCCUCUGCGGUGUCCUUGGCCUCCGCAAGUGGCAAUUCGACGUUUGGUCCUACGACGUCACGCUGGCCAACCAUCUCGAAAGCGGUGGUAUUCCCGGGCGAGUCCACAUUUCCGAGGACACGCUCAGGUGCCUGAACGACGUCUACGAGGUGGAGCCGGGCCACGGCACCGAGCGCGACAACUACCUCAGGGACCGCGACGUCGUGACCUACCUGAUCAAGCAGGUGGAGCCACUGCGCUCGCGCCGCCGGUACUCCUCGAGGCCGAAGAUUUGGGCCGAAGGCGAGCAGCCCGAGGCGAACCGCACCAAGAAGAGCUUCAAGAUCGCACACGCGCUCACUGCCGGCAACCCGGCGACAGCUCACGCGAUCGCCUCGGCCGCGACUGCUGCCAACGCGACAAACACCGAGGACGACAUCGGCGUCGAGUGGACGCCCGAGAUACCCUUCGAAAACCUGAACAGCUCGUCGUCGGUGACGAACUUGGAAUCGGAUUACCUGGAGGACGACUCGGUGUCGGCCAAGAGUGAGCAGAUGACUCGCUCCUCGGCCAACGAGAAGGCAAACAGGUCGGGAGUGGGUGGCAUCGAGUUCGCGAGCAACAAGCGCAUGCGACUCGCCAACAUCAACCCGUGGACGCUGCGCUACAACGACGAGGCGCUCGAGUCCAAGUUCCGCCAACUUCGCGAGGACAUGUUCAAGUCAAACAUGAUCUGCUGCUUCGUCAUCUGGCUCUUCAUAGCCGUCUGCCAGGCGAUCAUCCUGCCCGACUGCAUCAAACUCCACGCGGCGCUUACCCUGACAACGUUGCUGCUCAUAGCCUCGUCGGUCCUCGUGAUGGCCGACGAGUUCAAGAGCCUACCGGUCUGCCUGCAGCACUCCUCGUCCAGUCUAGUGCACAACAAGCAGCACCGGACUUUAUUCAUCUGCGGGGUUAUCAGCCUGAUGGCGUUGACUUCGGUGAUCGGGGCCAUCGCCUGUCCUACGGUGAGGGUGGAACCGUUGGCUCUUCAGAGGCAGAGUAGCUUGACGGCACCAACGACCCAAGAGCCAGUGGGCUCCAACAAGCACAACCUGAGCUUUCUCGAGAGCGCUCUGCGCGACGCAGGGGUUAACGAUCUCGCGCCUGAAAACCACAACGACAUCGCAUCUGCCGAUCGGCCGAGAAGUCAUAGGAGUCAUCAUCGAUUCCACAAUUUUGAUUUGGCGUCGCCGGUGCGAUUGCGCCACCAGAGGGGACGCUCGUUACGCGGACACCACUCGCAGCAUCAUCGUCUGGCCGAGCCGAUGACGAUGGCGCGACGGUUACUGUCGAGCAUCGACGAGGACGUCAGUAUCGAUCUGAUCGCCGAGAGAAAGAUACUCGAGGAGGUGCAGUGCCUAAGGCCCGAGUACAUUGUCUUCACGUGGAUCCUGUGCCUCAUAGCUCUGGCCUCGUCGCUCAAGCUCUACUACUUGGUGAAAACGGCUCUGGGCUCGCUGAUCGUCGUCGUCUACGCGCUCCUCAUCCUCGUAGUGUCCAAGGAUCGGUUUUUCAACCGUGUCGACGAUGAUCAGAACGCGAUGUUCAUACCCCUGUCGGCGCAAAUGUUGAUAUUCCUGGUAAUAUUCCUCGUCGUUGUUACGUACCACGGAAGACUGGUCGAGGUCACCUCGAGGCUGGAUUUUCUGUGGAAGCAGCAGGCAGAACGCGAGCUGUCCGAUAUGAUAGAGUCGAGGCACAAUAACAUGCAGCUGCUCAAGAAUAUCCUUCCGGACCACGUGGCCCAUCACUUUUUGAGCCAAGACAGGCCGUCCGAGGAGCUGUACUCGCAGUCGAGGGACAAGGUGGGCGUGAUGUUCGCCAGCGUGCCGAAUUUCACGGAAUUCUACUCCGAGGACGUGAACAAGGGGAUGGAGUGCAUUCGCCUUCUGAACGAGAUAAUCGCUGAUUUUGACGAACUACUGGACGAGAGGCGAUUCCACUGCAUCGAAAAGAUCAAAACCGUCGGUGCCACCUACAUGGCAGCGUCGGGACUCAAUCCUUCACGAAACCUAAAAGGUCCGGAUGACAUGGAACACGUGUGCCGGCUCGUCGACUACGCGGUGGCAAUGAGGCAGAGGCUCGAGGACGUGAACGUCCACUCGUUUAACAACUUCGAUCUUCGGGUGGGCAUAAGCUGCGGUCCCCUAGUAGGCGGUGUUAUCGGCGCUCGCAAGCCGGUCUUCGACAUCUGGGGUAACACGGUGAACGAAGCCUCACGCAUGGACUCGACUGGUGUCAUGGGCAAGAUUCAGGUGCCCUCGGAAAUUGCCAAGUACCUGGAAUCCCGUGGCUACAAGACCCAAAAGCGCGGACUGAUCGAGGUCAAGGGAAAAGGCACCAUGGAGACGUAUUUCGUGCUUGGAAAAGGCACGAUGCGACCAGAGGGCAGUUCACGGGAUCGCAGCCACUGCCGUUCGUUGGCUGCUAUCGUGUACGGAGUCGUUCAGGCGAGGCGCAAGCAUCUGCGCGACUGAUCUACGGUGAUGUCCGACACCAAGGCUGUCGAAUUGUGAUUUUUCGAGAAUAAUGUAAUACACGCGAGGGGUGCCGUACGGUAGUUGAUUGUAUUUUUUUUUUUUUUUUUUUUUUUCGUGUACAUAU
Copidosoma floridanum is the source of this 4169-nucleotide messenger RNA. RefSeq names its product adenylyl cyclase 78C (gene Adcy8). Lineage: Eukaryota; Metazoa; Arthropoda; Insecta; Hymenoptera; Encyrtidae. Gene Ontology annotation, biological process: adenylate cyclase-activating G protein-coupled receptor signaling pathway; intracellular signal transduction; cAMP biosynthetic process. Gene Ontology annotation, cellular component: plasma membrane. The record is from RefSeq and is a predicted model, not a curated record. Gene Ontology annotation, molecular function: adenylate cyclase activity.